Chroicocephalus ridibundus (black-headed gull) is the source of this 1566-nucleotide messenger RNA. RefSeq names its product spermatogenesis associated 2 like (gene SPATA2L). Lineage: Eukaryota; Metazoa; Chordata; Aves; Charadriiformes; Laridae. The transcript is spliced from 3 exons. Gene Ontology annotation, cellular component: cytoplasm. The record is from RefSeq and is a predicted model, not a curated record. Bases 116 to 1336 code for a protein of 406 amino acids.
GGAGGAGGGGUACUGCCUGACGUCCCUGCAGAGCGCCCUGUCCUACGUGGAGUCCCUGCAGUGAGGAGGCGGCACCGGGGGGACCCUGUCCCCGCCACCCGGGGCCACAGGCAGGAUGUGCGCGGGCUCGGCCCUGCGGCAGGAGUGCGGGCAGCAGUACCGGGAGGAGUACCGGCGCUGCUUGGAGCGGGAGUUCCGCCGGGGCCGCGCCGGGGCCUGCUCCGACCCCUCCUUCGGGGAGAGGCUGCGGCAGCGGCUGGGGCCGGAGCCGGCCCUGCUGGGGGCCCUGCAGGAGGACGGCCCGGCCCUGCUGGCCCGCGGGCUGCGGGGCCGCCCCGACCCGGGGCCGGCGCUGCGGGGCCUGGCCGGCGCCUUCCGUCUGCUGGAGCUGGCGGCCGUCAAUCUCUACCUCUUCCCCUGGCGCAGGGAGUUCGGCACCGUCCAGACCUUCUCUGGCGCGUACGUGCACUCGCUGCGCCCGGCGCUCCCCGAAGCUGACCUGGUGCGGAGCUUUGGCCGGCUGGGCUACGAACAGCGCGACCCGCACCGCCUGGCCAUCACCCGCCUACCCCCAGGGCCCGAGCUGGUUGCUGCCGCCUGCGGCUUCUUCGCCUGCCGGCUGGAGUGCGAGAUCCUGGUGGAGGUGGUGCACCGGCUGCGGCCGCGCCAACUGCGUCCUGAGGAGCUGCUGGAGGCACGGCAGCUGGCCGGGGAUGUGGAGGCCUGCGUGGAGAUGCUGCAGCAACAAGGGGCUGCCAGCGACUGUGGCGAUGGUGCAGAUCUCUACCAGGAGAUGCCAGCCAGCCCUGAGGACACGGGGGGAGAGGACGCAGCCACCCUGGCACUAUGGAGGGACCGUGGCAGCCCGCGGGGCGCUCGGGAUGUGCCCAGGAGGGGCUGGGACUGCUGUGGAGACAGUGGGUGUGGGCAGGAGCCGGUACCCUCCAUGGGCAACCCCAAACCAGACACUUCCUCCUCCUCUCGCCUCUUCCUGGAGCAGGAGCUCGGCAGGGCCAGCAGCCCGCUCUCUGCUCUAGCCAUGGGGAGCGGAAGCCCCCAGGUGCCGGGGGAAGCCCAGGAUUUGCCCUCCGCCACCCCCCAGGAAGCCCCCGAGCUGCCCUGCUACCAGCUGCACUCCUGCCUGCGCCGGGGCGUGCUGCCCUCCUACUGCUGCACCACCUGCCAGCAGCUCCACGCCGGUGCCUGCGCGGCCGGACAGGCCUGCCGCAGCCGCCACCACGGGCAGGAGCUGCGCAGCGAGAGACAGCAGCGGCUCUGGCUGCAGCGGACAGAGGUGGACAUGCUGCUGGCCGACAGCUCCGGCCCCUGGUCCUAGCACCCCUAAGGUUCUGCCGCUGGCUGCGCCUGUGCCCCUGGGGCUGGAAGGGGACAAGGACACAGCCACGCUCAGCCCGAAGGACACUGACUUUGCCCCGCUGGGAGGUAGCAGGGCUCGUGCUGUGCUCUGCUUUGCCCCUGGAAUGGUAGGAGCCUGCUGGGCUCCUCCUGCUCCAGGCCCAGCGCUCCCACUGUAAAUGGCUCGGUGCAUCUCAGUAAAGUGCGUCU